AUGGCUUCCGAGACAGAAGCUGCUCUUGCCGCGACUCUUUCCGAUUCCCCCACCAUAUUUGACAAGAUCAUAAGCAAAGAAAUUCCAUCCACUGUGGUUUAUGAGGAUGACAAGGUCUUAGCUUUUCGGGACGUGAACCCCCAGGGUCCUAUUCACAUCCUCCUCAUUCCAAAAGUAAGGGAUGGCUUAACUGGCCUCUCUAAGGCUGAGGAAAGGCACAUUGACAUCUUGGGCCGCCUUCUCUACACUGCCAAGCUUGUAGCGAAACAAGAAGGCCUAGAUGAGGGUUUCAGAAUUGUGAUCAACGAUGGUCCACAAGGCUGUCAAUCGGUGUAUCACAUUCAUGUUCAUCUCAUUGGUGGACGCCAAAUGAACUGGCCUCCUGGCUAA
Molecule: messenger RNA, 390 nt
Organism: Arabis nemorensis
Lineage: Eukaryota; Viridiplantae; Streptophyta; Magnoliopsida; Brassicales; Brassicaceae
Source: the annotation of a GenBank genome assembly